This is a messenger RNA of Heterocephalus glaber (naked mole-rat), 5016 nucleotides long. It is a transcript of the gene Mitf, whose product is annotated as melanocyte inducing transcription factor. The record is from RefSeq and is a predicted model, not a curated record. Gene Ontology annotation, biological process: regulation of transcription by RNA polymerase II; melanocyte differentiation. Lineage: Eukaryota; Metazoa; Chordata; Mammalia; Rodentia; Bathyergidae. Gene Ontology annotation, cellular component: nucleus. Gene Ontology annotation, molecular function: protein dimerization activity; DNA-binding transcription factor activity, RNA polymerase II-specific; RNA polymerase II cis-regulatory region sequence-specific DNA binding.
GCGCGGGGGCGGGCAGCAGCGAGCGGGCGAGCGGGUUGGGCGCUGCUCUGGGGCGCACUCCUCUGGGGGACCCAGGCCCGGCCACCUUCCUUGAGUCCCUGGGCUUUUUUUUCACUUUUGAGCAGUGGAAGGCCGGGAAGCCAAAGCCAUGCAAUCGGAAUCAGGGAUCGUGCCUGAUUUCGAAGUAGGGGAGGAGUUUCACGAGGAGCCGAAAACCUAUUACGAACUCAAAAGUCAACCUCUCAAGAGCAGGGAGCGACUCGGCGCGUGGGGAACGAGGAGGAGCGCUGCGCCGGGCUGCGGACCAGGUGGGAUGCGGGAGAAUUUCUGCUGAACCCUUUCGGAAGACUGGAGCGGACUGCGGGCCGGGAGAGGGAGAGCUUGGGAAUGGAUGAGACUCGACGUUCGAGGGGAGCAGUUAGCCCGCCUGCGGUCCGGCCCUCUGGGAAGACCAGCCCCUGGCGGCCUCCAGAUCCGCGGAACAUCCUGGGGCCUCCAAGCCUCCGAUAAGCUCCUCCAGUAUGACAUCACGCAUCUUGCUACGCCAGCAACUCAUGCGUGAGCAGAUGCAGGAGCAAGAGCGCAGGGAGCAGCAGCAGAAGCUGCAAGCGGCCCAGUUCAUGCAACAGAGAGUGCCCGUGAGUCAGACACCAGCCAUAAACGUCAGUGUGCCCACCACCCUGCCCUCUGCCACCCAGGUGCCAAUGGAAGUCCUUAAGGUGCAGACCCACCUUGAAAACCCCACCAAGUACCACAUACAGCAAGCCCAAAGGCAGCAGGUAAAGCAGUACCUUUCUACCACUUUAGCAAAUAAACAUGCCAACCAAGUCCUGAGCUUGCCAUGUCCAAACCAGCCUGGCGAUCAUGUCAUGCCACCGGUGCCGGGGAGCAGCGCGCCCAACAGCCCCAUGGCUAUGCUCACACUUAACUCCAACUGUGAUAAAGAGGGAUUUUAUAAAUUUGAAGAGCAAAACAGGGCAGAGAGUGAGUGCCCAAGUAUGAACACCCAUUCACGAGCAUCGUGUAUGCAGAUGGAUGAUGUAAUUGAUGACAUCAUUAGCCUGGAAUCAAGCUAUAAUGAAGAAAUCCUGGGCUUGAUGGAUCCUGCCUUGCAAAUGGCAAACACGUUACCCAUCUCUGGAAACUUGAUUGACCUUUACAGCAACCAAGGCCUGCCACCCUCAGGCCUCACCAUCAGCAACUCGUGCCCAGCCAACCUGCCCAACAUAAAAAGGGAGCUCACAGCGUGUAUUUUCCCCACAGAAUCGGAAGCGAGAGCACUGGCUAAAGAGAGACAAAAAAAGGACAAUCACAACUUGAUUGAAAGAAGAAGAAGAUUUAACAUAAAUGACCGCAUUAAAGAACUAGGUACUUUGAUUCCCAAGUCAAAUGAUCCUGACAUGCGCUGGAACAAGGGAACCAUUUUAAAGGCAUCUGUGGACUAUAUUCGAAAGUUACAACGGGAGCAGCAACGUGCCAAAGAACUUGAAAACCGACAGAAGAAACUGGAGCAUGCCAACCGGCACUUGCUGCUCAGAAUACAGGAGCUUGAAAUGCAGGCUCGAGCUCAUGGACUUUCCCUUAUUCCAUCCACGGGUCUCUGCUCUGCGGAUUUGGUGAAUCGGAUCAUCAAGCAAGAACCAGUUCUUGAGAACUGCAGUCAAGACAUUCUGCAGCAACACCCAGACCUGAGCUGCACAACCACCCUGGAUCUCACCGAUGGUACCAUCAGCUUCAACAGCAGCCUGGGGACGGGGCCUGAGAGCAGCCCUGCCUACAGUGUCCCUAUGAAAAUGGCAUCCAAACUGGAAGACAUCCUCAUGGAUGAUACUCUCUCUCCUGUUGGUGUGACUGACCCACUCCUGUCGUCCGUAUCCCCAGGAGCCUCCAAAACAAGCAGCCGGAGGAGCAGCAUGAGCAUGGAAGAGACAGAGCAUGCAUGUUAGCAAGGCCUCCCCACUCCACUCACACAAACUGCUUCCUGUCUUGAUUAGUAGACUUCAUAGUUCACCUGAAGGGGUUUUCUUGAUAAUUUUCCCUCCUUAAUAUGAAUUUUUUUUCAUGCUUUAUCAAUAGCCCAGGAUAUAUUUUAUUUUUAGAAUUUUGUGAAACAGACUUGUAUAUUCUAUUUUACAACUACAAAUGCCUCCAAAGUAUUGUACAGUAAGUGUGCAGUAUCUGUGAACUGAGUUCACCUCCAGCACAAGCUGUCUGAGCAAGAAGAUUUUGCAUCAGAGAAGUGUCUAUCCAUUUUUAUUCAGGGUAAAACUUGAUUUGAGAUUUUUAUGCCUGUGACUUCCUUGGAAAUUAAAUGUAAAGUUUAAGUAAAAGAAUGUAAAGCAACCAUAAACAGAAAGGAAGAAAGAAACCUUCAUACUAAACCUUUUCCAUUUUAUAAAUGUAUUGAUUCAUUGGUACUGCCUUCAUAUACAGUACCUUUCUACCAUUGUUUAGUCUUUAUACUGCAAACUAUUGAAAGAACUGGUAUAUUCUGUAAAAGACAAAACAAGUGGUCAUUUUAAUAACAAUUAUCUGGUUAGAACAUAUAAUUGAUAACCAAAAUUGAAAGGAGCCUGACCAAAGCUCUAGAACAGUUAGUCUUGGUCUGUUUUACUCUCUGCAGUUAGUUUUCUUCAUUAAUGAAUUAAUGAGUGUGAUGCAAUUUUUCAUACGAUAUUUUCAUUUGAAAUGGAAAUGAAUGUCCUCUCACAGUUAAAUAUUGAGGAGCACUGAAAGUUUUUUUUUUUCCUCAUUUUUGCUUUUGAUAAGAGAACCAAACUGGGCACAUUUCUAAUUGGCUUUACAAUUUUUAUUUUUAAAUUAUGUUUGAGUCUUUGAUUUGUACAGACUUUUAUUAUCAUCGUUCUUUUCAGUGUUUGUAUUAAUUUCUAAGAAUAUGCAUCUUAAAAUUGCAAGUUUUCAGUAUUUUUACAACUCACUGGUAGUUUUCUGCAUUCUUUGUACACCCAUGAAAGAAAACUUUUUUGCAAGGUCUUGUGUAUAAAGAGAGCUUUCAAAAUAUUUUAUAUAUUACAGUCUCAGAACUGUUUUUCAGCACAUUUAAGGUUUAGUAUUAAUAGGUUAAAUCCUGGCUUUCUAGAAAGAAUAAACUUAUGUAUUUAUUUUUAGGAUAUAAAAAAUAGCAAUAUUCUUGGAGACUGAUAACCAUAGUAUUACUAUGCCCAUUAUGGUUAUUAAAAUUGGGGUUUAUUUCAGCAAACUCACUGGAUUUUUUUAAAGAGAAAAAUACUGGAUUGGCAAAUUACUGUUACUUGAUAACAAUGUUUUAACAAGCAGCAAUGUUGUAAAGUUAGUUUCAGUGCAUUAUCUCUUUGUGUAGCCCUAUGCAAUAACAGUAGUGUUAUAUGUAUCAAGCCUAGGUGUUUUAUACAGAUGACAUAUCAUGUUAUAAGCCAGGCUGGGGAAUGGAAUUUCUCAGUAGCAGCCUACAAUUGAAUAGCGAGUGGCAUAAAGCAUAUCCAUUCAGAAUGAAGUGCCUUAAAUAUAACAGUAGUCUUUUUUGGACUAGCACUGACUGAACUGUAAUGUAGGAGAAAGUUUCAAGAUGGUAUCUCUAGUCGACAGGAACAUGUAGCAUGGUGCCUAUGUAGACCAUAUAAGAGCUUCCAAUUUUCCUUCACAUAUUUUUAAUAUGAAACAUAUUUUAGUGACAGAGUGCCAACUUCUUUCAUCAAGAAACCUUAUUCAGAAGGUUUUUUUAAAAGUGUUUAAAUGUCAAAUGUGAAUUGGUGGUGGGUGAUGGAGGGAUGGGAGAGGAGUAAUUGUCAGCUGUGUGAAUGGAUGGCAUCAGUGUUAAUAAUCAACUACGUCAUCCCCAGGCACGUUGGGCAACAAGACUCCUUAGACUCGUAGGAAACACUGAUGAUGCUAUUACUUUUAUAGCUUUAUUACUUAAGGGGGUAGGGAAGAUUAGUUCCCAUUAUUUUAACCCUCUUAAUUGUAUAGCUCUUUUCCUAGAAUAGUGAUGCAAAUCUGCAUGAACAGCAAACUGUAUCUUAGUGUUCAUUGAUACAAUCAUAGUAUCGUCUACUUUUCUCUUCAUAUUUAUAUGGGGGGAGGGGACUGGGUGUGAAAGUGGAAGAUGGUGAUGCUAUGAUGCCAGUUUUUUUAAGCUGAUCUUGAGGGGUUUUAGCAAUAAACCCAACGUUAACUGACUAUGGCCGAAGGAAUACAGCCAUGGUGAAGCAGCCUUCUGGAAAGCUUUGUUGAGAGAGUGUAUGGCAUCUUGUACCACUGCCUAAAUCCUGCGACUCCUGAGCUGUCAUCUCCUACUUCCCUGUGACCUUCUUAAGACACAGUUGCUGAGAGUGGCAGGUGAGCAAGCUCAGGAGAAUGCUGCAACCCUGGGGGGUGGUUUUAUUUCUUUCUUUUUUGCCAAACAGUAUGUGGAUUCAUCUUAGGGACUAUUUAAGCCAAGAGGCAAUGUUUGGGGCUUGCUGUUUUUAACAAGAGAAUGAUCCACACCACUCCCCCCAUCCCUGGGUGCAGAAUUGUGGCUCAGGGUUGGGCCUCCAUUUGGGGUGACCAAAAUACCAUAAUUGUCCACCUGCCUCUAGGUAAGACAAUGGACAUACCAAACCUUCUGACUUUGCCAAAAACUGUACAAGCAACCUGGUCAUACAUCAAAGAUGACAAACUUCUUUCUGGUUGUUUUUAAACAAUAAAGCAAUAAGAACAAAUAAAAUACAUAGGACAUUAAAAGAUAUAAAAUAAAGCACAAAAGAAUGCACUUAGUAAUACUUUUGAAAAAUGCACUGGGGAAGAGUUGAUGUUGAUAGCAGUAUAAAAACCCUAUUUCUUGAUAAAAUGACAAGUGACUGUCUCUUGUGGACACUUGGUACUGUAAUGUUAAUAAUAGUCACCUGCUGUUGGAUACAGCAAUAAUUUCUGUACGGUCCAUAGAAAUGUACAUUAUGGAUUGAUAUUAAUGUAUCCAAUGAAACAAUUGAACUGUUGUUCCUGGUAGCUUCAUUAAAGCAUUUGGUUUUUCACAUA